Molecule: messenger RNA, 9456 nt
Organism: Myxocyprinus asiaticus (Chinese sucker)
Lineage: Eukaryota; Metazoa; Chordata; Actinopteri; Cypriniformes; Catostomidae
Product: matrix metalloproteinase-15-like
Exons: 11
Coding region: 936-2891 (651 amino acids)
Biological process (GO): collagen catabolic process; proteolysis; extracellular matrix organization
Cellular component (GO): extracellular matrix
Molecular function (GO): zinc ion binding; metalloendopeptidase activity
Source: RefSeq, a predicted model, not a curated record
CCCGUUUGUGCCCCUUCCCCUCGGCUUCAUGGCAGCGGGACGCGCCGCAAGCGUCGGCUCAAAGGCCGAGCGACAAACUCUGCACAUGAGGGGCGUUGCAAACGACAUGUGAGAGCGCGCAACGGAUACAAAGUAGACGCCGUCCAGGAAAACCUAGAGAAAAACGUGGAUUUUAACGUGAAGAACCCCUUCAUAUUACAUCUUUAGAAGCAGUGCGGCGAUCCAAAGCAGGUGCCUACAGUCUUCUUACCGAGCCGCGCCGCUGUCAUCUGCUAACAAUUGAAGCGCUCGUGUCUUGUGGUUGUUGUCGCGCGGCGUCUAAAGGCAUCGUUGUUUUUAUUUGUCACUUCACUUGCGUGUUUCGGUCGCGCUUGUCCUUGUAUAUGGACAAGAAACGUCCGUUCAAAUCUUCAUUACAAUAAUUAUUAAGUCAUUAUACAUGCUUGGUUUACCAAGUAAUACUACAAGAGGAAAAAGGAAUACUUUGAAGUAGGUUGUAGGUGUGAUUAAUUUUGUGGGCACCACGUGAAGGGGGCGCAACCAUCGUUAAGAGGGCGCACCCGCGGGAUAUGAUCCUGUAUCGAACACACUCAAAAACUUCGACCAGAGCAUUGGACCUUUUGGGAGUCUACUUUAAUUCAACAACGAUUAAAACCUGCCAUAUGACAGCAAAACCGACAGCAAACUAGAAGAGAUGCCAGAAUGAUAUUGAUUUCUGUUAUUUAAAUUACAAACAGUUUGAUUUAAACCUCUUUUGUUUACAUGUUUUAAGAGGAGCCUUCAUUCAGUUGCACGUUAUUUUGUAAUCGAAUGCAUUGGGUUUGUGCAGUGUUGGACAGUUUGAUUCAAACCAAUUUGGUUACAUUUUUGAAGAGGAGAGCCCAUCACUACAAUUGACUCACCACCAGCCAAUUGGUUUUCUGAUACCGGUGAGCAUGGCAGUAUUAUGGGAUGACCCGUUCACAUUGCUGUGGAGACGGACUGUAAUCUAUUCCGUUCUGAUGAUGUUGAUGAGUGGCGCAUGCACUUUUGGAGAUGGAGACUUCAGUGGAGAGUCAUGGCUGCGAAUGUAUGGCUACCUCCCGCAGGCCAGCAGGCAGAUGUCCACCAUGCGCUCGGCUCAAAUCCUGUCGAAUGCCAUCAGUGACAUGCAGCGCUUUUAUGGCCUGGAAAUCACUGGAGAGUUGGACCCAAUCACCAUUGAUGCCAUGAAGAGACCCCGCUGUGGCGUCCCAGACAAGUUUGGGGGUCAAAUCAAAACCAAUGUGCGGCGGAAGCGUUAUGCUCUCACAGGCCACAAGUGGGACAAGACUCACUUAACUUUCAGUAUUCAGAACUACACCCCUAAGAUCGGGGAGUACAACUCAUAUGAAGCCAUCCGGAAGGCCUUCAAGGUGUGGGAGAAGGUGACGCCACUCACAUUCGAUGAAAUCCCUUUUCUGGAGGUCAAAUACGGCCGUCGAAAGGAGCCCGAUAUUAUGAUCUUCUUUGCCUCUGGUUUCCAUGGUGACAGUUCACCGUUUGAUGGAGAGGGAGGUUUCCUGGCACAUGCCUACUUCCCGGGUCCAGGGAUGGGUGGAGAUACUCACUUUGACUCUGACGAGCCAUGGACCAUUGGCUCACAAAACCUACAGGGUAAUGAUCUGUUCCUGGUAGCUGUGCAUGAGUUGGGCCAUGCCCUUGGACUGGAACACUCCAAUAAUCCCUUGGCUAUUAUGGCUCCUUUCUAUCAGUGGAUGGACACGGAAAACUUUGAGCUUCCUGAAGAUGAUCUCCGUGGGGUUCAGCAGAUUUACGGACCCCCUAGCAGUUCUCCCACCCAGGCUCUCCCCACGGUGACCCCUCGGCGACCAACCCAGCCUGACCCCAGGUACCCUCCUAAGAACCCUCCCGGAGCCCCUCCCCGUCGGCCGGAAAGGCCUCGCACCACUGACCGCCCAGAUAACUAUGGCCCGAACAUCUGUGAAGGCAAUUUUGACACGGUCACCGUGCUCAGAGGAGAGAUGUUUGUUUUUAAGGGUCGCUGGUUCUGGAGAGUGAGGCGGAACCGAGUACUGGAUAACUACCCCAUGCCUAUCGGACACUUCUGGAGGGGUCUGCCGGGAGACAUUGAUGCAGCGUAUGAACGGCAUGAUGGCCGAUUUGUGUUUUUCAAAGGAAGCCAGUACUGGUUGUUCAGGGAAGCCAACCUGGAGCACGGUUACCCUCAAGAGCUGAUGGACUACGGCCGAGGUAUCCCCUACGAUAAGAUAGAGACGGCCAUCUGGUGGGAGCCUUCUGGAUUCACUUAUUACUUCAAAGGAGACUGGUACUGGCGCUUUAAUGAGCACUCUCGAGCUGCAGAUCAGGACUACCCUAAACCAAUUAGUGUGUGGGGCACUUCUGUGCCGUCCUCUCCCAAAGGAGCCUUCCUCAGCGAUGAUGGAGCUUAUACGUACUUUUACAAGGGUACAAAGUACUGGAAAUUCGACAACCACAGAAUGAAGAGUGAGCCGGGCUACCCGAAGUCCAUUCUGAGAGACUUCAUGGGCUGUAAUGUGGACCUCGAUCCCGACCGAGACACAGACGUGGACCCGGGACGCAAGUGGCCUGAACGCCCACCUUUUAACCCGGAUACAGGGCGAGACAAAGACAAGGAAAAGGACAAAGAGCGGGACAACACUAAUGAUGUUGACCACAAAGAAGAGACUGAAGAUGAAACAAAUGAGGUGGAUGUAGUUUUGAAGAUAGACGAGACGGAGCGCACCUUGAAAAUCAUCAUGGUGACGGUACCGCUGGUCCUGGUGCUGUGCAUCUUAGGAUUGAUCUACGCUAUCAUUAAUACACUACAGAGGAAAGGAGCACCCAAGUAUUUAGUACACUGCAGACGUUCACUGCAGGAUUGGGUUUAAACCCUCACGAUGCCCCGUAAACACUCACUCAUACACUGUGUCCUAACCAAACACGACAUGAUUCAAGAUUCCAGCGACAAGCAGUUUGUUCAUCCACACUGAAAGCAAAACUGCAGCAUGACGCCACACAAUCAAAGCCAAUCGGAACAUAUUUGAUGGUUAAUGUGCAGUUAUGAGAAGCAGGAUUUUGAGAGUUCACCGAUUGGCGGGGCUACGCAACACGACUGACAAAAUGCCUUGUGCUUGUCAUGGUCAUGGCUGGUUAAAACAUUUAAGUGAGAGCUUUUAUUGUUUGUCACCAUAUUUUGUUGAGUCUCGUUAGGACACUCUGUUUCAUGUUCGCUCUGUACACACUUUACUUCCCUUCCCAUGGUGCUCUCCUAACAUGAUGACUAGUAUAUUUAUAUUGGAAAUUUUGCACAUUGAUUUCGUUGUUCGGGUUUCGUAUUCAUAAUAAUCAUUUGAUUAAUUUUUUUGUGGGUUUCUCAAUGUCUUUUUUAGAUGUAACAAUUAGUUACCUAGAUCUACAAUCACUGUGUAUAAGAGCAACUGACAAGCAGAUAUUUCACAUCUUGCAGAGGAAAAAUAGAGGAAAAAGGAUGUUGAGGAUGGAAUAUCUCUUCUAGGAAUAUUUCUACCUACGUUCAUCUUUUCCCAUGUAUCUCAGCUGUGGUCUUCCAGCAGACUGCGCAAGUUAUAAUAUACUUGGUGGAAAUCCAGACUAGGAUUUCCAUGUUCCUUUCCUUUGUUCUUUUUUUUUUUCUCAUUUAACGUACUUGAGAAGGGGUGUGGUAUUGGAAUAGUUCACCUAAUUGCCUACAUUACCUGCAAUAACUCAAUCUAUCAUUGAUUGGUUUGCACCCAACUUAUUUGGUAUCUUCUGUGAUUUGAUAUCACACUAUGUUGGAAAUUCUGGUGCAGAUUUUCUACAUAUUAGUAAAGACAAUACAGUAUUAACUGUGGCCAUUUACAUCAUAACUAUAUUAUAGUAUGUCCACAAAUGUUUUUAAGUCAUCCAGGUCGGUAUAGAAUGUCAAGUAAACUAAUUCACAAGCAACUGGACUUGGUUAGCCAACCAGUAAAUUGCAUUUCAUUGAGUUUUACCUGAUACUCCAUAGCUCUUUGUUUCGACAUCAUAAAACAGGGACUUUUCUGUGGAUUUUGCCUACCUUGCAUGACCAUAAAAAAAAUCACAUUUUAUUGCCUUGCUGAACCACUUAUUCUUUUGUUUUAAAAAUUGUGCCUUGGUCCUGCCAACCAAAUGUGUUUUCUGUGGUUUCGUUCAUAUUUGUAGAGCCCUUUUGACCACUUUCUUUUAUCUCCACAAUGGUUCAGUGAUACUGCGGUGAUUGAAAUAUUUUAUUGCCAUUUGUCAUUUCAGUUGCUUUCAUUUAUGACAGAAAGGCAGCAUACUUCGUAGGGGUUUCUGAAAAUCUUUAGGCUUUGGAGGCUCUUCUAGAGGAAUAUCUUCUAGUACCUUUUGCUGAUGCAGGAGCCAUUCGCUGAGUGUAUAUGCAUAUUUAUAUAACAGCUUUACAUUGUUAAAUCAAAAGAACAUAUGAAAAAGAACUAUAAAAUGCAUACCACUAGCUUGCACCAAUUUAAAACUCCGUAAAAUAUACUCAAGUAAGCUUCUUGGGGCCCAAUUAUAAAUAAAAAGCCUUAGAGGGGCCCACUGUUGCCUUCAUGUAGGGACUGUUAGAUAAUCCUCUCAUUUUAAAAACAGCAGGGGGUGAAAUGCACUGUUACCUCUUCGAACCCCAACCCAAAGAAAUACCACUCUCGUCGACACUGCUAGGUGGACGAAGACAAGAGAGAAAGAAGCACAGAUAACUCUGUGAGUUCAAAAGGAAAGGGUUAAGAUGGAGAAACUCUAUCUCCAAAGUCUUUCAAGAGGGAUUACAGUGUGUUAGUACAGAUGAUGAGCUAGACUGUAUUACAGUGAUGGGGCAGAUUUCAAGAGUGGGAGAGCAGUAUACAGGCACAGCUGGGAUAAACCCUCUGCCAGCUCCCUUAAGGCUGAAACAUUCUCUAUACAAGUACAUGAAUGCAAACAACAUCCACUAUGGUACCUUGGUGUAGCAUGUUCUGUAAAUACCAUGGUAUAUUACUUGGGUUAAGGCUAGGGUUUACUUUGUUUUUCUGUGUGCUGUUCGGUCUUGCGCACGUUCGAGCGUUCAGCCUUUCAAAGUGUACUCUUGACCGCAAUCUCAUACGGACUCUUUUUGUACAGUCAAUGAUGCACAGACUAGGACUGUCCAUGUGCAGCUUAGUUUUUCUCCUCACAUGGACAGUCCACGCACACUGUGCUGAUGACAAAACUUGCGUUGUGCGCACUGUGCACAAGAUGUACCGGCAUGCGGUAAAUCAAAGAAUACUUUGGCCAUAAUCAUUCAGUACCAAUGUAUACAGGGCCAGAUCAUGUUCCCAUGAAGCCUCCAAGCACACAUCUUUGGAGACUUACCCCCCCAUUACCACCCCUAGUGGUAGUCCACUUUUCCUACAUUAAGCGACAAGAGUGAUUUUGGCUAAAAACUAAAUUGCAAACAUGUUUCCAGCUACGCAAGCUCAAUUUUGUCAGCGCAAUUCUUAAAAGAUGACUUCUCACUAGUCGACUUUUUAGUCGUAAGUUUCUUUUACAUAAUCGCUGGCCAGUCAGACGGAGUCAGAGCUCGCAUUAGCAUCUGACAGUGGAAGGUCGGUAAGUCCUUAAAUCAAAAGGCUACAAAAGCUGAUGAGUUUGAAAAAAUCGUUCAGUUGCUGGGACAGGCUCUUUUAGUCUCAUCAAGUGACCAGUGAGCUGCUGCUUUAACUGAAGAAUUGACAAGAUGUCAUGCUCUGAUCUGAACGUCAGUAAGUGUGACACCCUCUGCCAAAAUCGAGUUGUUUGGAGUCGGCUAGUGAGAUGCCUGCUUAACUCGGCACAAGUAGUGCAACAGUAAGCAUUUGCAUACAUUUUUUCUUUCAGGUCAACUACUACCAUGGCAGAGCAAGAGUUAGGGACUAACAAAAGUUAAAGUCGGCAUGUUUGUAGCUCGUUAUCUGAAUAACACAUCUGUUAUAAAAGGUGAAAUGUGUAAUUUCUGCACUACUAAUGCCACCAAACAAAAUUGCAAAAAUAAUGAUUGUUUCAACUAACUGCUAAACACUCCUGGACAAAAAGAUAUUGAAGUUGCAGAUUGCAAUUUUCUUUUGGUGCCACAGAGUUUUUUUUUUUUUUUUAACCACAACAGUGUUUAAGGAUGUACAAUGGAACAAUAUGCAAUGCCUUGGCCAAGCAUUCCCAUCUGCGUUUGCUUACUUGCAUAGAGUAUAUUUCUGGCCUGAGCUGGUUGGUAAGCAGUAUGUGUGUCAAUGCCAUCCCUUUAUGAGAGCUUGCUGGCACACUAUCCCACAGCCCACAUUGCCAGGGUCUGCAGGUUAUUUUUGGAACACUUUCUUAGACCGGCAGCGGAAAUAGGAUUCCAGUUUCAUUCACAAAUUUUUAGUGUGCUGAUGUGAUCCACAAGGCAAAGUUAACAAACUAGGUAAGUUCCCUAACAUUGUAGGAUAUAACUGCCAUUAGGUAGUUCUGUGUUUGCUUUGUGUUAUACUUUGCUUAGUCUAGUGUCUAACCUUAAACUCGGCAUAGUAUACUCAGACGUGGCCUAGAGAAACAAAUCGUCGCCACUUUUUAAAAGUGUCUAUGAAAAAUUUCAGUCAUUUGGCCUUCGCAAUAAGCGUAAGAGUUUUGCAAAGAAAGAGAGAUGUGGAGGAGAGUGGUAUUAUAAAUAUUGCCCUGUCAGACAAGGUAGAGCAGAAAGCACUUUGAUAAAUAUUAUUGAAAGAGUAGAGGAGACGGGACAGUCAUGACCUGAAUGCCGUCACUGUUUAAUCCAGCCGAAUACCGUUGCCAGGCAAUGUCAGUCCCCCCUCGCAGUGCUCAGAGGAGAGUUAAUCAGACAUAAAAGCUCUUCCACCUCUCCCUCGACGACCUCUGCCUUCCCCUUCUUAUGCCCAGAUCAAUGAAGAAUACAUAAACAGGCUUGAAGGAUAUCUGAAAAGCAGCUUGCUCUCGCAUACUCUCAGGGGCUCACUCAAGCCUUAUUCCCAUUUUGUUCCCACUAUGACCCUUUCUUUUGUCCCUCCUUUAUGCCCAUGUUCACUCCAGAGGCUUUUUAACCUAAUCUAACACUUAAAGUAUCAUGCUAUUACCAUGAUAUUUUAGACAUGGCAUGUUUUGUGGACACUACCAUGAUUGUAAUGCCAUUUACCAUGCAAAUGUUAUGGUGCAUGAUGAUAUUAUUCAUGGUGUCUGAUCGCCACAGUUCUUUUUUUAUUUUAUUUUUUAUAGUACGAGUCUAGAAGGCAUAAAAGUGCAUUACUUUGUAUGCUUGUUUCUAAUUCUAAUAAUUGUCUUUUUCAUUUUCAUAAAUAAGAAGUGUGACUUAACAAUGAUUGUGGAAGAUAAUGACUAAUGAAUAAUCAAAACAGUCUGUUUGGUUUUUGUGUUUGAUAGAAUGUGAUACUGUAGUUUUAUAGCGUUUUCUCCAUCUUGAAUCAACUCCUGGCCAAGUUUAGGACUGGCUCUGAUAACAAUGGCCCCUCUCUCUUUCUGCAUUAUUGUCCUGCACACUGCUUCUGGCUAACAGGAAGAUGGACUGGGCCCUCAGCCAGUGCCACAAAGCUUCCUCCCACAGGCAUUGCAUUCUAAACAACAGCCUCUGUUCAGAAGGCUUUGAGUGUGAAUUACGGACGUUGGCUGUUGUGGUCACACCUUUCUCAUAAACGCAGCUCAGGACCGUGCUAGUUUGUGUGCCGGUGGGUUUUUCAUUGCAGGUUAAUGAGGUCUGACCACCCAAAUGGUCUGUUCGAUGUGAGGUCUGGUACAGUCACACAGCAGAUGUGUUCCAAAAUCUAGUCAGCAUUUUAAAGAAUAUUCCGGUUUCAUUACAAGUUAAGCUCAAUCGACAGCAUUUGGAGAAUAACGUGGAUUAAUAAAAAAAUGAAUUUCGACUCAUCCCUCCUUUAAAAAAAAAAAAAAAAGCAACAAAAAAGAAAAAUGGUUAUAGUGAGGCAUUUGCAAUGGAAGUGAAUGGGGUCAGUCUGUAAAUGUUAAAAUACUCACUGUUUGAAAAGUAUAGCCACAAGGCUUAAACAAUAUGCAUGUUAACAUGAUUUGAAAAAUGCAGUUCCAGUGUGGAUGAGAGACGUAAACUUUGCAAAACCAAUGGGCUUUCAACCCAAAAAUGUAUUAGUGUUGAUGUGGCCUAAGAUACCUCAUUUUGGCCAAAUUCUGAGGCUGCGUUGAAUGUAUUCUUCGUGGAAAACACAAUCCCAGAAUUUGUUGCGAUAAGCAAUUAACCCAAGAUGCCAGACAAGAGAGUCAAGGGAAAUAUAGUAUACUUACAUUUAAUUGAUAAAAAAUAGUUCAAUCUAAUUAAAAUAGACAACUUUACCCAAUACUUCUGUGUGCUGUGUAUUUUUAUGCUUUUUAGAGCAUUGCUUCAUUAGCUUAGCAACAUGCUAACACCAACCUCUGUUGGAAUCAACAGAGUUGAGUCUCUCAAUUUCAAUUCAGUCUCUAGUGAGGUUCCAUUUCAGUUUGGAAGGCAGCUGCCUAUGUAGGCAGAAAUUUAGCUCACUAGGGAUUGAAACUAAACCCAUGUUAACACUAAUCUAUUUGAAACCUCCAUUUUUUGUUUCCUAACGUCAUGGUAUUCCAAAGUAUGCGGUUUUAGAGAGCGUCUUCAAACGCUCCAUUUUCGGUGCAGGAAAACGUAUUCUAGUUUGGAUGAGAGGCGUAAACAUAGCAAAAUGUAUGCAUUUUCAAACAAAAAUGUAUUAGUGUUGACGUGGCCUAAAAUGCGCAGAGUGUCUUUUCUGUAUGUGUGUUCUCCUGAUAUAAACUUGAGCUUUGAUCAUAGGUGCCUCUAAAAACAUCCGUCCAACCCAUUUAUUAACCACUUCAUGAUUAAACUGCAGUCAUUGUUAGUUCACUGAACAAUUUAACCACAAAGGUCAAGUCAAUAAUAUUGUCUUCAGCUUUGUGGAAACAGCUAAGUAGAAUGAGACCGAGACAGUGGGUGUUUAUGACUGAAUUCUCCUGUGUCAAUGGUGGAUACAAUGUAAGAUCAGCCCAUUAUGACAAUGGGUCUGAGCAUGCAUCCUGUCUUAAAGGGAAUCUCAUUUUACAAACAUGCUGUGUAAUACUCAACAAAGCAAUUUCAGACAGAAUAUAUACAAAUCCUAGUAACAAAUCUCUAACAUUUAAAGCAGUGCUGUCAAUGUUGUGCACAAACCUGUGCUGUAGUGUUUUUCUUAAACACCUCAUUACAUCAUUACUUUAUUAAUGAUGGUAAAAUUAAAUUUAAUUCAUUUGUAUUUUCUGUUUAUCUUAAAUUACUUAUUUUUGAAAUUGUAAAUUUUUACCUUGUUAAUAACAUUCCGAUUGGUGUGUUGAUUUUUUUGUUUUCAUGUAGAAACAGGAUUUUAUACAUUUGUGUGUGAUGUUCAUCUUCUGAGUGUGAUUAACGAUCCAUGCUGGACAUGUAAUAGGUAAUAAAAUAAAAAAAUGUUAAAAGAA